ACAUUAAACGAGUUUUAAAAUCAGGCGGAUAUAAUGGUCACCAAUGCAGGGUCCUUUGGGUGCAGAAUACGACAGAUGCGCAUGUUGUUGUGUCUUUCUGUUUUUACAACUCAGCGCUCUGAUCAUGAACAGACGACUGCUCCUGGUGUCCAACUCCACGCUGUAUGGAGGAGGAUAUCUCCAACACUGUCAGCAGAACAUCUCGGACUUCUUCGGGAAACAGGUCAAGAGGAUCCUGUUUGUCCCGUACGCUCUACAUGACCGGGACCAGUACACCAAGACGGCCAGAGACAAGCUGACUAGUCUGGGUUAUGAAGUGGACAGUGUUCACGAGGCUGCUGACCCCGUCGAGGCCGUGUGUAAAGCUGAGGCCAUAUUCAUUGGUGGAGGAAACACAUUCCGUCUGCUCAAAGCCCUCUACGAUAACAACCUGGUGACUGAAAUUAGAAAAAGAGUGCUUCAGGACGGAGUUCCGUACAUGGGUUCGAGUGCUGGCACUAACGUGGCCACAGUUAGCAUUAACACCACUAACGACAUGCCCAUCGUUUACCCCCCCAGCUUCUCUGCCAUCGGCCUCGUCCCAUUCAACAUCAACCCACACUACCUGGACCCUGACCCUAACAGCAGGCACAUGGGGGAAACACGUGAGCAGAGAAUCACUCAGUAUCAUGAGGAGCUGAACACUCCAUGUGUGUUGGGUCUGAGAGAAGGAUCCCUGCUGCUGGUAGAAGGAAACACAGCCACGUUACUCGGCACCACCAACGCUCGACUCUUCCAGAGGGGGAAGCAGACGAGUGAAUAUGAACCUGGCAGUGACCUGAGCUUCUUACUGACCGAUGUACAAUAACAGAGCAGAUCAGAAACCAGGACAGAGAAGAUCAUCACCACAGGGAAUUCUGGGAAACGCCUCUGAUCAAAUCUCUAAUGAAAGAAUUUUUAAUAAAAAUAUUUGAUACUUUUCUGAAUUUUUUCUGGAGCAUUAAAACUUC
Messenger RNA from Hemibagrus wyckioides, 989 nucleotides. RefSeq names its product Alpha-aspartyl dipeptidase-like. The record is from RefSeq and is a predicted model, not a curated record. The transcript is spliced from 9 exons. Gene Ontology annotation, biological process: proteolysis. Lineage: Eukaryota; Metazoa; Chordata; Actinopteri; Siluriformes; Bagridae. The coding region runs from base 44 to 847 and encodes 267 amino acids. Gene Ontology annotation, molecular function: serine-type peptidase activity.